Messenger RNA from Castor canadensis (American beaver), 1259 nucleotides. The record is from RefSeq and is a predicted model, not a curated record. NCBI's taxonomy places the organism in Eukaryota, Metazoa, Chordata, Mammalia, Rodentia, Castoridae.
UUAGCAUUAUAUUAGUUCAGCAGAUUGUUUACUGUUUUGUUCUUUUUUUCCUUCUUUUUUUUUUUUUGUCUUCCCUCAUCAGUGCCCAACCCAAGUUCAAAGGCUGAUGAGAGAGAAAAACUCACGAGGAGAUUUUACUCUAGGGAAAGUUGUUCAGUGGAUGGGAUCUUGAUGCACGGGGAAAGAUGUUAGGCUCUUCCUGGCUUCUUCUCAGCCUUGUUGCUGUAACUGCUGCUCAGUCCACCACCGAGGAACAGACCAAGAUAUUUUUGGACAACUUUAAUCAAAAAGCUGAAGACCUGUCUUAUGAAAGUUCACUUGCUUCUUGGAAUUAUAACACUAAUAUUACUGAGGAGAAUGCCCAAAAGAUGAAUGAGGCUGGGGCCAAAUGGUCUGCCUUUUAUGAAGAACAGUCAAAGCUUGCCAACACUUUUUCACUACAAGAAAUUCAGAAUGUCACUGUUAAGCGUCAAUUGCAGGUCCUUCAGCAGAGUGGGUCUUCAGCGCUCUCAGCAGACAAGAGCACACAGUUAAAUACAAUUCUAAGUACAAUGAGCACCAUCUAUAGUACUGGAAAGGUUUGUAACCCGGAUAAUCCACAGGAGUGCUUUUUGCUUGAACCAGGUUUGGAUGACAUAAUGGAGAAGAGCACAGACUACAGUGAGAGGCUCUGGGCUUGGGAAGGCUGGCGGUCUGAGGUUGGCAAGCAGUUGAGACCAUUGUAUGAAGAUUAUGUGGUCCUGAAAAAUGAGAUGGCAAGAGCAAAUGGUUAUGAGGAUUAUGGCGAUUAUUGGAGAUCAGAUUAUGAAGCAGAGGGAGCAGAUGGCUAUGACUAUAACCACAACCAGUUGAUUGAAGAUGUGGAACGCAUCUUUGCAGAGAUUAAACCAUUAUAUGAACAUCUUCAUGCCUAUGUGAGAACAAAGUUGAUGGAUACCUACCCUUCCCAUAUCAAUCCAACUGGAUGCCUCCCUGCUCAUUUGCUUGGUGAUAUGUGGGGUAGAUUUUGGACAAAUCUGUACCCUUUGGUAGUUCCCUUUGGACAGAAACCAAACAUAGAUGUUACUGAUGCAAUGGUGAUGCAGGCUUGGGAUGCAGACAGGAUAUUCAAGGAGGCAGAGAAUUUCUUUGUGUCUGUUGGCCUUCCUAAAAUGACUGAAGGAUUCUGGGAAAACUCCAUGUUAACUGAACCAGGAGAUGGCCAGAAAGUGGUCUGUCACCCCACAGCUUGGGACCUGGGGAAAGGCGACUUCAGGUAG